AUGCGAUCAGAGAAGAAACCAUGGUCGCCACUCCUCUGUGACGAACUCAUCGAGGAAAUCUUGUCUCGUCUUCCCGUGAAACCUUUGAUCCAAUUCAAGUGUGUGUGCAAGGGAUGGAACUCCCUGAUGUCAGAUCCCUAUUUCAUCAAAUUGCACCUUAGCAAAUCUGCUGCGAAGGACGAUUUGGAACACCUUCAACUGAUGAAAAAUGUCUGCCUCGGAUCCAUCCCUGAAAUCCACAUGGAAUCGUGUGAUGUAAGUUCGUUAUUCCAUUCCCUACAAAUUGAAACGUUCUUGUUCAAUUUCGCAAACAUGCCAGGUUACCAUCUGGUCGGUUCAUGUAAUGGGUUGCACUGUGGGGUUAGCGAAAUACCAGAAGGAUACCGUGUUUGUUUCUGGAACAAGGCGACAAGGGUGAUAUCCAAAGAAUCGCCAACGCUAUCUUUUUCCCCGGGCAUUGGUCGUAGAACAAUGUUUGGGUUUGGCUAUGAUCUGUCAAGUGACAAAUACAAGGUUGUAGCAAUUGCAUUGACUAUGCUCUCACUUGACGUAUCUGAAAAGACUGAGAUGAAAGUUUAUGGCGCGGGUGACAGUAGUUGGAGAAACCUUAAAGGUUUUCCUGUUCUUUGGACUUUACCUAAAGUUGGUGGAGUGUAUCUGAGUGGAACCCUUAAUUGGGUUGUUAUUAAGGGAAAAGAAACCAUUCAUUCUGAAAUCGUAAUUAUUUCUGUUGACCUGGAGAAGGAGACUUGCAGAUCACUGUUUUUUCCCGACGAUUUUUGCUUUUUUGAUACAAAUAUUGGAGUUUUUAGAGACUCACUGUGCGUUUGGCAAGAUAGCAACACCCAUCUUGGCUUGUGGCAGAUGAGGAAGUUUGGAGAAGACAAGUCUUGGAUUCAAUUAAUAAAUUUUAGUUAUUUACAUCUUAAUAUUCGUCCUAAUGAAGAAAAAUAG
Molecule: messenger RNA, 954 nt
Organism: Glycine soja
Lineage: Eukaryota; Viridiplantae; Streptophyta; Magnoliopsida; Fabales; Fabaceae
Product: F-box/kelch-repeat protein At3g23880-like
Exons: 1
Coding region: 1-954 (317 amino acids)
Molecular function (GO): protein binding
Source: RefSeq, a predicted model, not a curated record